UUUAAAGUCUUGGCAACGCGGGUCGGGAAAGCGCGACUUGGAUCGGUGCACAACACCAUUUGUCCACACUGAAGCCGUUGCGACCAUCUCAGGAAGUCUCUGAUGUAUUGUCGUCUCUGCCUUGCAGCCUAGAGGGUAGCCCAGCCUGGUCGAUGCCUCUGCCCAAGUCCCUCCGCCGCCCCAUUCGUCGCACGUCCUCAGCGUCUUCUGCUGGAACGUCAAAGCGGAAGAAAUGCCGCACGUGCAACCAUCUCGACCCUCGGGGACAUGCAAACACUACUGAAGACGCCGAAGCUCAAGGGGAGGCCAGAGCCAGCUUGAGCUUGGUCCUCGAUGCACUGAAUUUAUCGAACGUCAAGCUCACAUCAGGUAGUGGAUGUCGAUUUUGUCUUGUACUUGUCCAAGCGCUCGACGCAUUUUUCGAGGGAUGGCGAGGAGCGCGAUGCAGAGUCAACGUAGACAUUGAAGAAAAGAGAACAAUCAAAAUGAGCCUUGACGGGCCGCAGUGGGCCAAUCAAGCGAUUGAGAUCUAUGCUGGAUCAGCUGCACGCUCUCCGUGGCCUACUCUUGGGACAACACAUCAUAUCCCAAUCAAUGCCGGCUCUGACGAAUCCUUCAACUUCAUUCGUCGUUGCAUCCAGGGGUGCCUUGCGAACCCAAAGCAUACACCAUGCAAGAUGACCUGCGAGCCGUCCACAUCUGCUCCAAAACGUCUUAUAGACGUGGGGCGGUCAACGAUGCCCAUUCGUAUAGUAGAGACGCAAGAGAAAGUUUUGCAAUACGUUGCUCUGUCACACUGCUGGGGCUCAGCAACCCCGCUGAUGGCCACAAAGUCCUCCUGGGCCAAGCUCACUGUCAACAUACCGUUUGGUGACUUGCCACCCUUAUUCCAGGAUGCAGUCAUCAUUACACGACAGCUCGGGUUGCGAUACCUGUGGAUUGAUUCCCUAUGUAUCAUCCAAGACUCUCUCAGAGACUGGGAAACGGAGGCUGCGAAGAUGGCCAGCAUCUACCAAAAUAGCUAUGUUACAAUAUCAGCCACCAACGCCAGUAAUAACAGCAUGAAGUGUCUAUCGGACAGACCAAGACCAGUCCGAAUUCUGUAUGAAAACACAACGAAGAAGGAGUUUGUUCUGCGAGCGAGGAUCUAUUCGCAUCACCAUCCGGAUGCUAAUGGCAAUCCUGCAAAGCCAACAGGUCCUUUGACGUCACGUGCCUGGGCUCUCCAGGAGCACGCACUGAGCACAAGAGUGUUACAUUAUACUGCUACCGAAUUGAUGUUCGAGUGCAGGACCUCUUACCGCUGCGAGUGCAUGCCGGAGCGCAAGACACGGGCAACGACACCUGCACUCAUUCCUAGAGCCGUCACAAGCAAGAAUCCAAAUGCUAUAUGGACCGCGUGGCACCGUAUAGUGGAACAAUACUCGAAUCGAAAGCUCACCAUGCCAGGUGAUAAGCUUCCAGCUAUAUCUGGAAUCGCAAGCAAGAUCAGAAAGGCCACACAUUCCGAGUACAUUGCGGGUCUUUGGAAGAACAACCUAGCAUUCGACCUGCUGUGGCAGAGAACAGAUCCUGCGCCACUGGACAAAGAUUCCCACGCACUUGAAACAUGGCGCGCGCCGUCCUUCUCUUGGAGCUCGCUCAACGCGCCUGUCACAUACCACACGCCAGAUACCGACGAAGAGGAGACAUGCUUAUCUAAUAUAACUCUUGUCGCAUACACUGCGAUCCCAACUGGUCUCAAUCUCUUGGGUACAGUAUCCGACGCGUCUCUUACGCUCCGUGGGCCCACAGCAAUGGUACCACUCUCGGGUAAAUAUGUCCGUGGGGCCUGGGAAUACAGCCUCCUAAUCAAGGGUACAAGUGUGAUCCAGAUUGCGCACGACUGUUGCCUCGUCAAGGCCCGGAUCACGUCCGAUGCCGACGAAGAGCAGUGGACAGUUCGGCGGGCACAGCCAAAGCAAUCUCUGUCCGCCUUCGACUGCCCUGUACUUUGCUUGAGCGUAGCACAUUAUGGGAGCCUCAUCUCAGGCAUUGUGUUAGGACUCUCGGAUCGGAGACACGGAUCCUGGGAGCGGCUUGGUACGUUCGCAGCAGGAGCAGAGAGUUUGCGGCACACAUCGGAACAGGAACUAAUAAUCGUAUGAUUCCACCAAUUGUCCGCACGGUGUCACCAGGAUACAGGACCGAACGUGAGGAGAAUUAAACCCAUGAGAUGAAUGCUACAAGUUUAUCAGCUGUUUACCAUGUAGCAAUUAAGACAAACAG
Molecule: messenger RNA, 2268 nt
Organism: Boeremia exigua
Lineage: Eukaryota; Fungi; Ascomycota; Dothideomycetes; Pleosporales; Didymellaceae
Product: heterokaryon incompatibility protein-domain-containing protein
Exons: 2
Coding region: 153-2147 (664 amino acids)
Source: RefSeq, a predicted model, not a curated record